AUGCCCAGGAAACCCACCCCGGCUGGCAAGCAACGAGUACGCACGGGAUGCUUAACCUGUCGUGACGAGCAGAAGCCGCGCUGUGCGAAUUGUGAGGUGAAAGGGUUCACCUGUAAAUAUGGCACCGACCUGUCUUUUGUGCCGCCGCAGUCCGGGCUGGUCUCGGGCGGAAGCCAGGCCUACACCAACAUCACAUUCGUGGACGAAACUCCUUUAGCAGCCAACCAGACCGCGAACAAGGAGACGGUCAAAGAUCAACAGCCACCACCACAGCCAGGCCCUAAUGAUAUACAAGACCUUCAAAAUGCCAGCGACAUACCAGGAUCGCCCCCUGCUGAAGUGCAAGAUCUUUUCAUGCCCGACGCUCUUGACGAUGCUUCUGCAGGACCGUCGAUUAUACAGAAUGUGCCUAGUCUACUCAUCGGCGACCAAGAACGACAGGCACGAGAUACUCGCCUCCUAAACAGUCCCGUGCAUCCGACCUACGCUAUUUCUGAAUUCAGUGACCAGCAAGGAAUCCUGUCUUCACCGAGCGCGGGCGGCAGUCAUGAAACAGCGUUAUUGAGACAUUUCCGCUACCACAUUUCCCCAUGGAUUGAUGUGGGAGAUCCCAGCUGUACUUUUGGACUGCAGACCCUGCUUCUUUCUCGAACCAACAGGCCGGUCCAGGCCGCCAUUCUGGCCCUUUCAGCUGCGCAAAGACUCGCUAUUUCUUCAUUUACAAACAAUCAAGAUCUGGAGUACGGGCCCAAGUUUCGAAAGGAAGCUGAGGCUAGUCUGAUGAUCGAGCCUGAGUCGAGUAGACAUGCUGGCCGUGCUCUCCUCAUUCUCCAAGACUUCCUUGCGGCAGGCCCUCAAAAAUGGAGAGACUUAUUCAUACAUCUAAGAGGGGUUUAUGAUGGCUUUACGUUUCUUUCUCCUCUGGGAGAUGCUCUCGGAGAGUCGCUUUUUUGGCUAUAUUUCCGACUAGAUCUGGCAGCCUCAAUUAUGUCUUUACAACCACCGAUUCUGCCCUUUCGCUCUUUCUUGCGACGGGAUGGCUCACCUAUACACUCUUUGCCGCAGCCACCACCGCAAUCCCACUCCGUACACCGAGUAUAUAAGCACGUUUUAUGUCUUUUGGGCCAUUGUCUCGCCUUGAUCUACGGAGGCCCAGAAGCGGCCACUCCAGUAGCCGCAGGUUCGCCCGAGUUAUCCGCAUUUCCUUCCUUACGCCAAUCCCAUUUUCUGUCCCAGUGGACAUUCCUCUGGUCAGAUUGCCAGAAAUGGUAUAACGACCGACCGGUGGAUGCACAGCAGAUUGUAGACAUCCGCGGCGGCGAGGCCGACAAAAUCGACCCAGAACACUGCUCGUCUUUCCCUAUCCUCAUCUACACCACUCCACUUGCCCUUGCAGCCAAUAUUGUGUAUCAUAUCACGUCCCUCCUAUUGCUCACUCAUAAACCACGGCUUUUAAAGUCCCUCCCAGGACCACGAUGCAUCACUUCGCAUAUCUGGCACGCACAGUCAAUCGCGGGUAUCGCUGCUAGCAAUGACUCGCCAGAACAAUGGGAUCCUAUCCUUGUUGCUAGUCUUCUGCUGAUAGCGCGCGAGAUGACACACGAGUCUCAGCAGGCAGUACUGCUUGAACGACUACACAGAAUCACCACGACAACAGGGAUCAAUCUGGAAUUCGAGAUCGAGGCGCUGAAGUCCAAUUGGAAUAUGGCACGCUACGAUGAGGAUGCUGAGGAUGAAGUAGGGUAA
Molecule: messenger RNA, 1746 nt
Organism: Penicillium lagena
Lineage: Eukaryota; Fungi; Ascomycota; Eurotiomycetes; Eurotiales; Aspergillaceae
Exons: 4
Coding region: 1-1746 (581 amino acids)
Biological process (GO): positive regulation of transcription by RNA polymerase II
Cellular component (GO): nucleus
Molecular function (GO): transcription cis-regulatory region binding; zinc ion binding; DNA-binding transcription factor activity, RNA polymerase II-specific
Source: RefSeq, a predicted model, not a curated record